Messenger RNA from Somion occarium, 2364 nucleotides. The record is from the annotation of a GenBank genome assembly. Lineage: Eukaryota; Fungi; Basidiomycota; Agaricomycetes; Polyporales; Cerrenaceae.
GGCUUGGCAUCGUUCCUUCAUCUCUCCUCUCAUGUUUAAUCGUUAUGUUCUCCAGCAUCAGUUUCUUUUCCAAAUCGUUCGUCGGCUUUGAAGGUUGAACGGUCCACAUCAUGCUCAACGUUAUGUAUACGUCUCACUAGGCCGUCGGUCGGCCGUUAUUCGGUGGAAUAGGAGUAUGUCGGUCUUUGUCCAAUUAACAGUUUCCCGUGAGUUCCAUCACACUUGAAUGUGUGGAAAGAGAACUCGAAAAGGCUUUUCUUUGAACCACUUCAUUAUGCAACUUGAGGGGUUCCACGAUGUUAAUCAAGGCGUAUGUUGUCGAACAUAUGCAAUCAAUUUCCGGAUGGGACACAUGACACAUGUGCGUAUCAUGUUUCAGAUUAUCGCCCGAUGAAAUGUCGACCAUGGAGGAACCGGUCUCUUUCCAACGUCGCCCCCGACGAGCUCCCUAAUCCAUUGCCAAUUUACGUUAAUAGCAGGACGUUCUUCUUGCGUUCUGGCUUGCGAAGGCUAUCGACUCGAUUUGGGCCAUAUCUCGCCAGUUUAGGCAGAUUACAUACGCAAAUAUUUUGAACCAAUAGACCUUCCUGAUUUGGAAAGCCAAGGACAACCAUGCAUUUUGCAGGCACCAGACCGGAACUCUGGCUGAAAGCCACACUCUCGCCCCCUCCCCGACGGGCAUAAUUUACCGUAUCUUCCCUCUAAUCGCCUUUAUUCCGGCCAUCUUAGCCCUGGUCGUCUUUUAUUUCUCUCCCCACGUUCUUCCCGCUUUGAGUCUGUCUGUCAACUAUGGUCGUCCGGACGUCCUAUCCCUUUCUGGCUGCGUCCUUUUACUUGAGCUUGGCACCAGCCGUCCACUCUUUCGCCAGCUACGCAAAUGAUUUUGUUGACCCGAGCAAAAUUCUGUCCAAGACUUUCCCUCCUACUACUAUAGACUCACAACAGGCUAUCGUUUCUUGGGCGAACGAAUUGGCUACCAUAGGUCCAUGGAGUGUCGUUCAGAAAUCCUACACGCCACCGACUGGGAACAAACAUGACUAUGCGAGCUUCGCACCAUAUUGGUGGCCGGAUUGUUCAAAAGUUGGAAACACCACAGCUUUGACAGAUGAACAAAUUUGGACCACUUGUCCCUACGUCGUAAAGGAUGGCGAGUUCAACCCGGAUGUCCGCGUUCUAGUCAACGAUAUUGGUUCUUUCGGAGAGUUGUCCGAUGCUGUUCUCUACAGUGCUCUUGCCUGGGCGAUUAAUGGCUCAUCUUCCUAUGCUUCUGCUGUCAACAAUUGGGUCAAAAUUUGGUUCGUGGACCCCAAUUCAACAAUGAAUCCAAACUUGGAUUACGCGCAAAUGCAACGUGGUCCGAAUGGGCAGAAGGGCACGCAUACUGGUGUCUUGGACUUGAAGAGUAUGGUGAAGAUCGUCAGCGGUGUUCUCAUCCUUCGAGAUGGCAAGGCGGCCGAAUGGACAAGCGAUGUUGACGACGGCUUGGUAUCCUGGGCGAAGGCAUACAUCCCUUGGCUGGAAACCGCUACCAUCGCUAUCGAAGAGCGAAAUUCCACUAACAACCACGGCUCUUUCUAUUUCAAUCAGCUCGCUGCUUUACAGAUUCUUGUCGGCGACAAGGAUGGAGCAAAGAAGACCAUAGACGACUACUUUAAUGGUAUUUAUUUAGGUCAGGUAACCGCAGACGGUAACCAGCCCCUCGAGAGUGCGCGGACACGCCCAUACCACUACAGAGCUUAUAAUCUUGCGGCAAUGAUUACCAAUGCUCGACUGGGCUCAUACGUCGGCUACAACGCCUGGAACACCACAACCACUAAAGGUGGUACUAUUCAAUCGGCUGUGGACUACGCCAUGGCUCACUUUGCCGACGAAGCUGCUUCAGAACUGUACCCCGUCGUCGGAGCUGUUGCAUCUACAUAUGGAGACCCGGACGGCAAGUACGCCAACUUCCUACUUAAGAAUGCCGGCCAGAGCUACCCUUCGGAUGCGAGUUUUCUGUGGAACCAACCGUUGUCUGACAGCGGGUUGGUUGAUACGAGUAAGGCCAACAACAAUAGCGGGUCAGGGAACCCGACUGGUUCGAACUCACAAGCAGCGAAUGCUGCACUGCUGGCUGCGCCAGGAGUUUCGUGGACGACUUGGAUGUUAUGGUACCUUUCGUGUACUGUUGUGAUGGCGUUCUCUGUUUUGGACUUUUGAACACUCGGACUAUAAUGUACUUUCCUUGUUGUGUUUUUAUAUCCUACAUUACUAACGGUUGAAUGGAAUACCUGUGAUAUCUUUGUGAAUCUUUUUCGAUAAUAGUUGUGGACAUAUCGCCAAAACUUCAGUUCAAGUUCCAGCAAAUAAGUUACACAAAAAGGA